This is a messenger RNA of Medicago truncatula (barrel medic), 1573 nucleotides long. RefSeq names its product protein MIZU-KUSSEI 1. Bases 290 to 1114 code for a protein of 274 amino acids. The record is from RefSeq and is a predicted model, not a curated record. NCBI's taxonomy places the organism in Eukaryota, Viridiplantae, Streptophyta, Magnoliopsida, Fabales, Fabaceae. The transcript has a single exon. Gene Ontology annotation, biological process: hydrotropism.
CUGAUUUAUUGUUGCCCUCAAAAUCUUUAAAUCCUUGUUCCCUAAAAGGUAGGUGGUGGCCGCUUACCUUCCUUUUGUCAUAUUGUUUUGACAAAAAGGUGAUACAAUGAUGAAGAUAAAAUCACCCUUUUAAACACACUAAGCACACUACUAAAUUAUAUCAUUUGUAAAACCUCUCUUGGUUACUUACUCUCUUUUGUUUAUGUUGAUGAUCAUUAUGAUAAUGCUCAUGUGGUUCUUAUAAAAAAAAAAAUCUUUUCAGAAGUUACUUUUUUACAUUUUUUUGGUUAUGAAGACCAUAAUGGCAGCCAAGUCAUCACAUGACUCUUCUUUCUCCUUCUCUAGAAGGUAUUUCCAUUGGAAAAAGAAGGCUUUGGAUGAAGAUGAUGAGGAAGUAAUACUCAAUAUAAGUUCAUCAUCACACUUUCCUGAGGAUGAUGAUGAUGAUGGUGGUGAGAAAGAAGAGGAUCAUCAUCAUCGACAUCAUCAUAAUCAUUUAAGAAUCCAAAUGCCAUUAGAAAUUGCUGCUCUUGAAAAGAAGAAGAAUUCAAAAUCAAAGUUCAAGUCAGCACUAACAAUUCUCACAAAGAACCGUUCACUUCACAGUUCUAGUGGCACACGUAUGGUGGGCACCCUUUUCGGAUACCGUCGUGGACAUGUCCAUUUUGCUUUCCAAGAUGACUCAAAGUUGAGCCCUACAUUCUUAAUUGAGCUAGCAACACCAACAAGUGUUUUGGUUAGAGAAAUGGCUUCUGGAGUGGUGAGGAUUGCAUUGGAGUGUGAGAAGAAAGGAGGAGGGAGAAAGAGUUUGAAGUUGCUUGAGGAACCAAUUUGGAGGUCUUAUUGUAAUGGAAGAAAAUGUGGUUAUGCUUAUAGGCAUGAAUGUGGAUCAGAGGAAUGGAAGAUAUUGAAAGCUGUGGAACCUAUUUCAAUGGGUGCUGGUGUGUUGCCAAUGCCAAGUAGUGGGAAUGGAGGUGAGUUUGAAGGUGAGCUCAUGUAUAUGAGAGCUAAGUAUGAGAGGGUUAUUGGGUCUAAAGAUUCUGAAGCUUUCUACAUGAUGAACCAUGUUGGUAGUGGUGGUCCUGAACUCAGCCUUUACUUGCUUAGAGUUUAACAUAGGCAAUGUAUAUGUAUUGGCGUCGACAACCAGCAUACUCCCUCUGGUCAUAUUUAUAAGAAAUAUUUAGGUCAACAAAAUGUGAUGUAUCUGACUAAGAAUUUGGACCAAAUACAUCAACUUUUGUUGACCAAAAUGUCUCUUAUAAAUAGGACUGAAGGAAGUAUUAUUUUGUCGUAUCUCUAUGACAUGGAUCAAGUACGUUGUUGUAUGUGUUUGUGUCUCUAUAUGUAGGUUUAUGUAAUUUUGAUAAGUGUGUUUUGCAUUCAUGUGUAAAGAAGAUGCAGAGACCAUAAUUUUAAGUUAUGGCUGCAGUUACGCUUUGAACUUUUAUAUUACGGUAAAAUACGAACAAAUACUGUCAUAGUUGCUGUGACUUCAGUUACGAUAUUGCAAAAACCUCCAAAUUUGGGGAUGCAAAUCGGAGUUGCAUAAUGCAAGACAUAUGUAAGAGUA